Neurospora crassa OR74A is the source of this 2394-nucleotide messenger RNA. RefSeq lists its product as hypothetical. The record is from RefSeq and is a predicted model, not a curated record. Gene Ontology annotation, cellular component: fungal-type vacuole. Lineage: Eukaryota; Fungi; Ascomycota; Sordariomycetes; Sordariales; Sordariaceae. Bases 726 to 1808 code for a protein of 360 amino acids. The transcript has a single exon.
CUGAGCUGAGUACUAAGGGCUGAGAGUUGACGUUACGUUGCCCUGAGCUGAGGACGCCGCGGCGCAAUUGUUUCCCAGAAUCACGACUGCCCUGGCAGGGAGUGGCUGAGUGUGCGUGUGAGUGGUCACCUGAGUGGUUCCCUUGGGUCAGGUUAGUCUGGGGGAGCAGCGCCGAACUAAGGAAUGGAGAAAUCGGGGACCAACACAAAGGCGGGCAAGACCUAAGGGGUCCCAGUCAAUUGGUCCCCGUGGGCGCCUUCCAACUUCUUCCCUCUCCUUUUCCCUGGCACCACUCCUCAUUCAACCUUUUCACUCUCUAGAUCCCGUUGGCUCCAUCCAUGCAUCUCUUGGUCAAUCUCCCCUCAAAGACGGCCAUGACCUGAUUUGGUCAAGUUUGCAACACUCGUUGACAUUGAAUCUCAUUCAUCCACUCAGACCAGACUCUGAUGCUCUCAGCAAGUGCCUGAUUCUACUGUCGUUUUGUUUUCUCUCUCAGGAUUUACCACGGCACGACGCUCUUGGGUAACCACCAGUUCCCGAUUUUCGGCCAUUCACCACCCUCACAUCAAUAGCUCCAGAUCGUGGCUGCAGCCCGUCGUCGAUCUAGCUUACUCUGCAUCAUACCUUGGUGGAUAUAGGGACCAAUUCCCAUUUCUCGGUCCUCUUGGUCAAACCCCUUCUUUAGACGUCCCCGGACCCGGCGGGACAUAUCCAUAGCGACCACCAUGUUGUCGCCAUCAAUGUCGCUGAAGCGCUCCUUGCUUCUUUCAGCCCUCUUUACCUCUUCCCUGCUAUCGACUGGUGUAUUGGCGCAACAACCAUCGUCGUCGACAUCUAUCUCUCCUAGCUCGGCUAGCACAUCAAUAGUUACCAUGACUUCUACGGCAUCCGAAACCUCGCCUACUUCGACCGGAACUGAGACUAUCCCCCCAUUGACGAUUGGGAACACAGAUGCAGCGACGGGACCACCUACGCUCCUAACCGGUCUUCCAACUCUCACCAAAAUUGGCAUCCCGGAUUAUCCCGCGCCGACCGUUCCUCCUACACAAAAUGCGCCCUUCAUGAAGCACUCGUCGCUCCCCGACGGCACCGUCUUCAUCUGCGUCGGCGCUAUUCUCGGCGCCUUUGGUCUGGCUAUUGUCAUCUGGCGAACCGUCAUCGCUUGUCUCCUCCACCGUUCCGUCGAGCGCGCUGCUAUGGCCCAGAACCUUGGCGACGACAAGGGCUUCCCGUCCCCGCCCAAGUUCUACAAGUAUUCGGAUCUCAAUUCGAACCCCUCGCUCGUCGGCGGUAGCAACACCGGUCUCGCCAACAACCGCAAGUCGCGCGGCCCGGCGCCCGCCGCCGGUACCCCCAGCCAGAGCCAGUUGUUUUUCUCACCGACUGCGCAACCGGGAGACCGCAACAGCACCAUGGCCAACAACCGCCACUCGACCUUCCUCCCCUCCGGAUUCUACGCUUCUUCGGCCGCUGCUCCUAUGGGUCACAGUCACGGUAACUCGAUCAGCAUGUCGAACCUCCGCCCCAUGUCAAGACGGCCUAGUGGUGGUAGCAUGAUGGGACAGACGCCGCCCGAGUCGCCGAAUGUUGGACCGGUAAUGGGUACGACGACGAGGACAUCGCCGCCCAGAGGUUUUAGCAGUAGCUCAGUCAACCAGUUGAACAGGCCAGAGAGUGGGCGCGCACCGAGCGCGUUCUUGGAUGAUUUGUUGGGCGAUAACCCGCAGGCGUUCCCUCCUCCGGGGGGAUACAACAACCCGGGCUAUCACGGGGGUCAUCAUGAUCCUAGGCACAGUGGGAGGUAUUAAGUUGGUUGGGAAUUUGGAACAACCAGAAGACUUUGGGAGGCAAUCACGUUGGAGAACUCCAGGGACAUCACGUCAAAACAGCUCCGAACCCGAUAUCGCGCGGUGACAGCGCUGUGCACCUAAUACAAAAACCAAAAUUUCCUUCAACAUUUGGGGAGGCAUUCAAUUGAUCAGAGGAGUUCAUUGGUCCGGGUCUUGUUAUAGUUUGGGGUUUGCAAGUACUAAUCAUUAUCAUCAUUAUCAUUAUCAUCACCAUCGCCAUGACCAUCAUCAUUACUUACCUUAACUUACCUUACCUCUAUCAUCCACUUCAGUCUCAAAGUGCAUAUGUAUCGUCGAAUACCACUUUUUGUUCAUUGUGAUUUUCGCGAACGUUUUCUUUCGGAUUGAGGGGUUCUAACAGCGUUUUACUUACUGUUGUCUGUACAUGUGGCUUUCUGUCUGUUUGUCAACUCGUCGUGCAUUGCAUAAGUCAGCACUGCAGUAGCAUAGGUAGGCAGGCAUAGCGAUAAUGACUUGCGUAUCUUGGGAUUGCUGGAAAUAUUAGGUACACUAGUUGAGAUAAUAUCACGUCUCCUGCAUUUCG